AUGUCCAUCGUCCUUGAGCCGCCAGAGCUGGCCUUCCAACGCCCCUUCAACCGGGAAGUGUGCCAGAUCCUGCACCUUAGCAAUGACAACCCGGAGCCAGUUGUUUUUAAGGUCAAAACAACCGCCCCUAAACAUUAUUGUGUCCGUCCAAAUUCGGGUCGCAUAGAACCUGGGAAGAAUGUAGAGGUUCAGGUGCUCCUGCAGGCUAUGAAGGAGGAACCAGCGGUUGAUGCCAAGUGCAAGGAUAAGUUCCUCGUCCAGACCGUCGCGGUUACUGGUGAGAUGGAGUUCGCAAAUGUCACUUCUAUUUUCGAGAAGGCCUCCAAAUCCUCGAUCCAAGAGCGCAAGAUCCGUGUGAACUGGUUGGCCGCGGAGGACUCCGCGCCUGCCGAGCAAGAGGCUGAAGCCAAUGGCACCGUUAAUGUCCUUGACGAAGAACCCCCUGCUUACACUUCUCCCAAUGCCAACUACGAGACUCCCGCCGUUGGAUUGACUAGCAAAAGCGCCAACGACACGUCACCUAUCCCACCGCCGGAUUUCAGCGAUAGGCCCAAGCGGGACACUUCUACCUCACAAACGAAUGAUGCAUCUGCCACGUCUUCCAAAUCGCCGGCAGUAGGCAUUACGCCCUCCUCUAGCGACCUGAAAUCCCAACUUGCCGAGGCCAACUUCCAGAUCCAGAAACUGAAAGACAGGCUUGCCGACCAGGGCCUGAGGCAGAGGAAGAUUGGAGGUGAAACCGAGAAGUCGACCGCGCCGAUGCUGCAACAGCAAUCCGCCCAAUCCAACGAGUCAGGUGUGCCGGUGCAAGUAGUCGCUGGUUUGUGCCUGCUAAGUUUCUUGAUUGCGUACUUCCUAUUCUAA
Molecule: messenger RNA, 864 nt
Organism: Aspergillus tanneri
Lineage: Eukaryota; Fungi; Ascomycota; Eurotiomycetes; Eurotiales; Aspergillaceae
Gene: SCS2
Product: putative integral ER membrane protein Scs2
Exons: 7
Coding region: 1-864 (287 amino acids)
Biological process (GO): endoplasmic reticulum membrane organization
Cellular component (GO): endoplasmic reticulum membrane; plasma membrane
Molecular function (GO): FFAT motif binding
Source: RefSeq, a predicted model, not a curated record